GAAUGAGUAGUAUGCGUGAAGCAUUUCGUUAGAAAGCUUCGGUGUGUGCAGUCAUGAUGUUCGAUAGCUGAAAAGAAUUAGGUGUCUAUUUAUGUGUAAAAUUUGUUUGUGAAUUCCAGUGUAUUAAAAACAUUACUCUGAUAUGUCCUUAAACAACGUUUAUGUCUGUAAACUGUAAACUGUAAUCGAACUAUCGCGUAAGGAACAGGUGUUGGUUGUACAAGCGUGUGGAAUCUUUUGUGCUAUACAAUUUUCUUGAAUGCAGGAUCUUCAAGGAAAAAAUACUCUGGUCUAAAUAAGUUGGCAUUUCGUAGUUUCAACGAGUGGUAUUCAUCCAACGAAACAACCGACAGGAACUGUGAAUUGAACUAUCUCUACCACAAUUAUCAUCUCAAUGGAAGAUCCGAAUCGAAUGAUGGGAGGCCACGGUGGCUUAAUGCCACCAAAUUAUGGCAUGCCGACCAACGAUGGUCAAGCAGGAGUGGACAACGAUCCUAGGAAACAAGAUAUUGGCGAAAUUUUGCAGCAAAUCAUGAACAUUACUGACCAAUCCCUGGAUGAGGCUCAAGCUCGCAAGCACACACUUAACUGCCACAGGAUGAAACCAGUUUUGUUUGCUGUGUUGUGCGAAAUCAAGGAAAAAACAGUUCUAUCGCUGCGAAACACCCAAGAAGAAGAACCUCCAGAUCCGCAGUUGAUGCGAUUGGACAACAUGUUGAUUGCGGAAGGAGUCGCUGGUCCAGAAAAAGGCGGUGGUGCAGGUGCGGAUAGUGCCGCGGCAGCAAUGGCCGCUGCCAACGAUUUUUUGUCACAAUCUGAUCUAACUGGUGGACAAGACAAUGCGAUCGAGCAUUCAGACUAUCGUGCAAAAUUAGCCCAAAUUCGCCAGAUUUAUCACCAGGAGCUUGAAAAAUAUGAACAAGCUUGUAGCGAGUUUACCACGCAUGUAAUGAACUUACUAAGAGAGCAAAGCCGUACAAGGCCCAUUACUCCGAAAGAAAUUGAACGUAUGGUACAAAUCAUUCAUCGUAAAUUCAGCUCCAUCCAAAUGCAGCUCAAACAAUCCACCUGUGAAGCCGUUAUGAUCUUGCGCUCACGAUUCUUAGACGCACGAAGAAAGAGGCGUAAUUUCAGUAAGCAGGCUUCUGAAAUUCUAAACGAAUACUUCUAUAGCCACCUAAGUAACCCUUAUCCGUCAGAAGAGGCCAAGGAAGAACUAGCAAGAAAAUGUGGCAUUACGGUUUCACAAGUUUCAAAUUGGUUUGGAAAUAAGCGCAUUCGUUACAAAAAGAACAUUGGGAAAGCUCAGGAGGAAGCAAAUCUGUACGCUGCCAAAAAGGCAGCAGGCGCAUCCCCGUACUCUAUGGGAGGACCUCCUAGCGGCGCCGCUACUCCAAUGAUGUCUCCCGCCCCUGCGCAAGACUCAAUGGGUUAUUCAUUGGGAUCUGGUGGUUAUGAUCAGCAGCAGCCCUACGAUGGUAGUAUGGGAUACGAUCAAUUACACCAGGAUUUAAGUCCGUAAAUUGAUAAAGAGGAUUAGCCGGGUAUACAAAAAUCAAUACUUCCGAACGCUACCGGUGCUGUUCAUGGCAACAAUAUCUGGAUUUUGUGUUUAAAAUUUCGUAUUCGUUAUUUUUAACAUUUUUACUACAAACAUUUUGCAAAAAACAGCCACCGAUACCGAUACACACUAGAAAUGAACAUGGAAUAGCUCUUGAAGCGUGCAAAAUAUGAAGUGUAUCUUUAGUUUUACUUUCUACCUUAAAGUACAUCACACAUCAAGAUGAGAACACAAGUAUACGGAUAAAUGGCAUUAAACUAACUUUGAAAAUAAGUCAAAUAAAGUGUGUUUUGCCGAAAUGAUUGGUUCCCGCCUAACAAUACAAAUAUUUAAAAUGAAAAAACAUUGAAUUCAUUUUACAAGGAACAAACGUAUCCAACCUGCAUUCAACGAUGUUAAUUAAUACGAUUUAGGACAGAUAUCAGGAGUAGUAACGAUGGCGCAAAGCAACUGAUAUGAUUCCUACUGAAAUUGAAAUGGAAAAAGUCUCAUGUAAUACGUCUCACUCAUGACAUGUAACUAAUCAUGAAGACAUGUAAUGAGUAGUAGAAUUUGAAAAUAUUUGUUUCUUCGUAACCCAUCCCUUGGCUUUGGUGAAGAAUGGUAUUUUAAUUUCACGAAUUACUAUAUAACGAAUUCAUACUAUUGACAUUAUGAAUUGGAAUUCAAUAUAUGUCACAUUAUGUGCUAUAUGUUUUUGUUUUUGCAAGAUGGAUUGAAAUGCUUUUCGCAUGUUUUAUAACAAGCUGCAAGGUUGAAAUAAAAAUAGAUGGAUUCUACAGUGUACGCUUUACCCGAUGUAACCAACUGAUUCAGAAUUCAUGUAUUAUAUAAUUUUACCGGAUCAAUAAUAUGUGUUAUUUAUGAUGUUACUAUUAUAAUCUCAUAACCUUUUUUUUAAAUACACUGGAUGAUUAAAUGCAUUAGCAUAAUUUACAUCAAAAGCCCUGCUGCAUACACAGCAAUCAAAAUAUUUAAAAUCUUCGAGAUCACCACUAUCACCUGGCAAUAAACCACAAAAUACUUUUUAAAUUUACUUUGCAAAAAAAUAUUUUUUGGAUGAUGCUUCAGAAAGAAACUGAACACAUAAAAAUACCAUUUUCAUGAUGAAAUUUGAAGACAACAACAUAAACUGCAUAACUGAAUACGGAGAGAAAUGUAAUCAUAGAGGAAUCUGGGAAUCAAACUCACGGUGUAUACCUUUAGAUAAUAGGAUUGCAUAAGAACGAUGAUAGAAAAAGCAGCGCUACAAUGGAUGAUGCAAUGGCAAUAGAAUGCAACACGCUAAUUGGACGUCGCACCAAGGUCAAGAAAUAGUAAUUUUACGUGAACGUGACACUAAAUACAACAACAUAAAAAACUACAUCGAAAUUGAAAUUAGAAGAUAAAUACAAAAAUCAAAUAUUAUAAGUUGCACACAUACCGAAUUUUGCCAAUCUGUAGGGAAUCUAUUGAAUUUAAACUGAAGACAUAUAUUUAUUAGUGUUUUGAAGGUGAUUUGAAGGCCUAUUUAAAAUUACGUUAAAGAUUAAGGUCAUCCUGCAUGUGCAUUAUUUUAGCCGAAAUUUGCUUAAAUUCCCAAUUGUUUGAUUUACUGAGAAGUUAUGACGGUAUACAAAAGAUCAUUCAUGGCAUAGGAUGAUGCGGGCAGUCAGCACCAUAGACAUUGUUUAUGGUGCAAAUUAUAUACGUAAUUAAAAAAUAAUGAACUGCAAAGAAUCCGCUUAAUUUGCGGUGAAAACUUUCUACAACAAGGGAGUAACUCACGAACAAACAUUUUGCGUAGUGAAAAACGGCAAAAGCAAAAUAAAAAAAAUCUUCGGCACAAGUUAUAACACCUGGACAGUCGAUUUUAUUUCAAACCAUAUUGAAAAAUAUGUUUCAAAAUAUGGCUAUCAAUUUCAUACUGCAUGCAAACUCAAUGGGACACGCAUUUAUGAUAAUUUUUGUGUAAGGCUAAAACUAUACCACAUAUUAGUUUUCAUUUUUUUUUAAUAUUGUGUUUGCUUCUUUUGGAAGCGUUAUAUACAUGUAAUUGAAAUUUUUUUAAUUUGACUAUUCUUUUAAAUUUUCAAACGUUUCUAAGCUACUUGCCAGGUUACAAACAUUUAUAUUACACGAUAAAAUUGCAUUUUGUGAUGUGCCCAUAAAAUAUUAUCCAUAUUUUCUUCCCUCUUCGAAUUACCGUUUCUAUUUUUUUUAAAUGUGUAAUUUCAUGAAAACCAUUAACAAACAGGACAUUGUAAAACAUUAGAAACUAAUGUACAACUAGUGUACCAGCAAAAGUGCUACGAUCACGAUUGUGUGAUUACAAUACAGUUGUAAAUCCUGAGCAGAUAAUAUAGAAGCACCCAAAAUCUUCAAUUAACCAUAGACCGUAGCAUUUUUUGCUUCGUUUGAGUAAAAAAUCAGUGAGUAAAUUAUAGCAAAGAGAGCUUCCAAUAGUCAAAAAACGGUUACUACUGUGAUUUGACGUACGACGCCUCUUGCGAAAUACAAACAGAAAUAAGAUAAAAUACAUCUGAAACGUCAACGACAAUAUACGUACGAAAAGUGUAUGUAGGUGCAAAAAAACUAGAAAUAAAUAAUCUGCGAAAACAAAAUCUCUAAAUAAAAGUAUGAAUGACACAUUGAAUGCGAAAAGUGUUGGAUCGCUUAAGCAGGUGGAAAAAACUGAGUUUAAAAAAAAUAAUCAUUUGUAUACGAAUUAUGAAGAAAUAAUUUCAAGAAAAUCUAAUAAUUUCUGCAAACACAGUAGACACCUUUGACAAUAAGUGUGUCUGCACAAAUAAGUUAAAGCGUAGUGUGAACAAAGUAAAAAACAACAGGAACAUGUUAAGAGGUCGCGAAAUAACAUACAUUAUACACAAUAUUUUUAAAUUUAUUUGCGGUUGAAAUAAUGCCGUUCAAUGCACAUAGCUUUUUUCUGUACCCAUAGUUAUGAUAUGUGCUAUGAUAUAUAUAUAUAUAUAUAUAUAUAUAUAUAUAUAUAUAUAUAUAUAUAUAUAUAUAUAUAUAUAUAUAUAUAUAUAUAUUUUUUUUUUUUUUUUGUUUUUUGGUAUUCAACACGUUGUGGUUAUUCUUUUCAUUUCAUCUUCAGUCCUAGUACUAGGUACUAGCCAAUUCGAACAACUGCUUCAAUGUAUAACAUUCACACGUAUAGAUUGAAUGAAUUUGAUGAUGAAAUAAUCCGAACAAAAACGGUAUUGACUCAUACAAAUCAGCAUAAAAAUCUCAUUUUACUUAAAACAAAAAUAGAAGAAAAAUCUUAUUAGUGUACAAAAGGAUUUGUCUAUUAAAUGUGAAAAAAUAUUAAGACUCCCUCAGGUAUACGAAAGCAAAUGCCCAAAAUUUUCAAGAUGCAAGGUCCAUAAAAUGUCAUUGUAAUAAUGUAAAUGACAUUAACCAUUCACGAAAAAAAACUGUCUCAGUUAUUAACACACAUCUGAAAAUCGAUUUGAGUGUUAUGUCUUCAUAAGUCUGUUGUGUAACUACUUAGGCUGAUUAAAAGCUUUUAUUGUUUCAAAAGAUGUAUCAAAAUCCAUUUAUCAAAAAACCGCGUUAAUUUCAACUCACUAAACAGUAGUAAAACAUGAUAUUAUGUAUUUCGUUUUUUUUAUUCUGUAUUUUUAUAGGCAAAUACAUUAUAUCGAUAACGGAAAGUGUGGUAAAAAUAUUUCUGAAUGAAACAAAUAACACGUGUGAAUGGCUAGCUGUUUCCAGAGUAAAAACGAACGCUGUAAGAAAAAACACACACAAAAAAAUGAAGUAGGAGACGAAACAAAAGCAUGUAUACGAAAACGAUUUAAAAAUCUAUCUAUUAAAUUUAAAUUUUAUGUGUACUUAAUUAUAAUGCUACAGAAUAAUAAAAAAUCUACUUAUUCAUCUA
Molecule: messenger RNA, 5450 nt
Organism: Anopheles coluzzii
Lineage: Eukaryota; Metazoa; Arthropoda; Insecta; Diptera; Culicidae
Gene: exd
Product: homeobox protein extradenticle
Exons: 9
Coding region: 395-1522 (375 amino acids)
Biological process (GO): regulation of transcription by RNA polymerase II; neuron development; embryonic organ development
Cellular component (GO): nucleus
Molecular function (GO): RNA polymerase II cis-regulatory region sequence-specific DNA binding; DNA-binding transcription factor activity, RNA polymerase II-specific
Source: RefSeq, a predicted model, not a curated record